This is a messenger RNA of Salvia miltiorrhiza (redroot sage), 650 nucleotides long. RefSeq names its product protein NEGATIVE REGULATOR OF RESISTANCE-like. Gene Ontology annotation, biological process: regulation of systemic acquired resistance. Lineage: Eukaryota; Viridiplantae; Streptophyta; Magnoliopsida; Lamiales; Lamiaceae. The transcript has a single exon. Bases 127 to 483 code for a protein of 118 amino acids. The record is from RefSeq and is a predicted model, not a curated record.
UUCCAACCUUAACAGCAUUCUCUCCUCCUUCACAGAGCAUCUGCUUUUAAUUUUAUUCUUUUUCUUUUUUUUACUUUUUGCAAAAGGAAAAGAAGAAAGUUGAUUCCUUUGUGCUUCAAUUCCGUUAUGUCUUCCAUGGAAGUAGAGAAGAGAAAACGCAAUGAUGACGGAGAAACCAACGGGAAACCCCGGGAAGAUACAGGCGCUCAGAAGCGGGCGACGCCGCCGCUGCCUCCGGAUGAAGAAGUGGAGGAGUUCUUCGCUAUAGUGAAGAGAAUUCGGGUGGCGCUCAAGUACUUCCAGAGGCGUGACGGCGUCAGGUGCGUUGGCGGUGAGGCGGCGGCGAAGCCUACCUGGAGCCCGUCGUUCGAACGUGAGGACUUUGACGGAGUUAAGCCGGAUCCUGAAGGCUCUCGAGUGCAUGAAAAAACCGGUCUGGAUCUUAACUCCCACCCGGUUUCUGAUGCGUCUGAUUCCGUUUGAGGCUGUUGCUUUCUAACGCUAACAAAAUUUUAUGGAUCAUCUACUUAUUUUUCGAAGUUAGUUACUUUUGAAUCAUCAUAAAAAAGAAAAAGGAAAAAAAAUAAUUAACUCAUGUUUCAAAAUCAUGGAUGAUCUUAGAAAUGGACAGGUAUGUAAUAUUUCUCUCA